GCAUAUCUUUCUUCUAUAAAUUCCAAGAUCUCCUUUACAUCGGAUCUCUGGACAUCACCUAACAAUAAAGCCUUCAUUUCAGUUACAGCUCACUAUAUAGACGACAACUGGACUCUCAAAGAAAUAUUAGUCAAUUUUGUUUGUUGA
Dentiscutata heterogama is the source of this 147-nucleotide messenger RNA. NCBI's taxonomy places the organism in Eukaryota, Fungi, Glomeromycota, Glomeromycetes, Diversisporales, Gigasporaceae. The record is from the annotation of a GenBank genome assembly.